Molecule: messenger RNA, 14325 nt
Organism: Gigantopelta aegis
Lineage: Eukaryota; Metazoa; Mollusca; Gastropoda; Neomphalida; Peltospiridae
Product: DNA-binding protein Ikaros-like
Exons: 3
Coding region: 118-1713 (531 amino acids)
Biological process (GO): regulation of transcription by RNA polymerase II
Cellular component (GO): nucleus
Molecular function (GO): DNA-binding transcription factor activity; RNA polymerase II transcription regulatory region sequence-specific DNA binding
Source: RefSeq, a predicted model, not a curated record
CUGCCGAAUGUUGAUUUGAACGUUUUUAAAGCAAUUUUGGGCAAUUUUCUAAGGCAAAACGAAGAUGAUUUUACUCACACUCUUGUCAUUUGAAAGUUAUAAACGUCAAAGGUAUGAAUGAUGGCUGAAGAUCCAUCGACUCCUAGCAGUGAACUUGAAACGAGACCAAGUCAGAGUGCGGUGGCACGCCUUCUGCUGUCAGGGACCGUGCAGCAGAAUCAAGGCGAUGUCAGCACCGACAGAAAAUCUGAAGAUGGAGGCUCGACGUCUGCUCUCAAGGUCGACGUAUCUGAGCAUCAGGUCCACGACCACCAGUCGUUUGAGGUAGAAAGUAUAGAAGACUCAAGCCCCAAUGCGCAGGAUGGCGACAGCAGCUUCAGUCAAAGCUUGAAAGCUUUGAAGUGUCCCAUGUGUGACUAUUCAACGAAUGACAAAAGCAACUUCAGGCGACAUAAGCGACUGCACCAGAGGAAUCAUCCUGCCACUCUGUUGCGGUGCGGAAAGUGUGAAUUCUCCACGGUCCUGCCUCGGAAGAUCCGCGAACACUACAGCCACGACCAUGGAGAGGAAUACUCUUCUCCCAUGCAGCCACUGCCGCCAUCGUGUCCACCGGUGGUCCGCAUCCAGGGAUACCGAGCAGAACAUUUUAACGGGAGGAGCUUGGGCUCAAACCAUGGUCACUGCUCGUCCGGCGUGAUUCCCGUCAGUUCAGGAUCACUUCAUCCUCUCAUUGCAUCGGUGCCACCCGGGCUGCAUUUUGCAGGGACAAAUCCUCCGAUAUUGACAAACUGCUUGGCUCAGUUCCAGCCGUAUGAAGCCCCGAUACACCCCAGCACACAGGAAACCCACAUGGCAUCGGACUAUCUCAGAUCCAUCGUCUCAAACAUCAUCACAUCCCACCAAGCUCCGCGCUUGCCAGCGUCCAGCACGAUAACGUCAUCCAGCUUUUAUCUGCCGCCUCCAAUGGAAACCAUGCACAAUAUAUCUGCUUCAGUGUCUCAUUCUGUGUCCGAUCGACAGAUGCACAUCGACGAUUGUGAUGGUGACGUAGUCGUGAAAUCUGAACCUGUCGAGUGCAAUGGAGCGUCGGAUGUCUCCAGCUCAGCUAGCAUGUCGCGCCAAACUCACAGUGAUGGCACGCGCCAGAUGGAUGCUGAAACAGCACACAGGCUGUCUUUCACCGUCUUCGAUGGCUGUCCGGUGGCCGACAGAAACAAUGAAACGUCCCCGUGCGACGAUGUAGGCAGGUUCGUGAAUGCAACAGAAGCAGCUACAGUUUCAAACCGCCACCAUGGGAGUAGUGGCGGACAGACGUCGACCGCGACGAUAAAGCACGAGAUUUCAAACGUUGGAAUCCAGUGUGCAAUGCCGUCGGUUAAGACCGAGCUGAUGGACUCGUCGGAAAACGCUUCUCAGCGCCGGGCAAGACAUCGCUGCAUUGACCGUGGCGUCCAGUGCGAGCUCAUCUCGUCUGGUCGCACGUUCAACUGCCGGACAGUGUCUGAUCCGAGUGGCGACGACCAGCAGAGUUUCACGUCUGUGCAAACGACAAAGUGUCCUCACUGUGGAGUGACGUUUGACGACGAAGUGUUGUUUUCUAUUCACAUCGGCUGUCACAGUCAUACCGAUCCCUUUGUGUGCAAUGUGUGUGGCAAACCGUGCUACAACAAAUAUGGAUUUUACUCUCACAUUAUGAGAGGCCAUCAGCUUUAAUCUGCUGCUUUAGUAAAUAUUUCUUUGGGUUUUUUUUAGUAUAAAAUAAGAUGCAGAAAAAAGAAUUGGUCACAAGAUUUGAUGGCAAAAAUGGUAGUCUCUGUCAUGCAUUUGAACUAGUCAUGUUUGAGUCAAAGAAAUAAUUUUUUAGUAAUGUUUUUAUUGCAUUUAAUGGUAGAAAAAUAAGAAAAACCUUUUGUCAAACACUGCUUGGACUGACAGUGUUUUUGUCAAACACUGCUUGGACUGACAGUGUUUUUGUCAAACACUGCUUGGACUGACAGUGUUUUUGUGAAACAUUGCUUGAACUGACAGCGUUUUUGUCAAACUCUGCUUGGACUGACAGUUUUAUUUCUGUGCAAACUUUUCUAUGACAGAUGCAUAAUAGAGCCUGUAACAUAGUCAGCAAAGUAUUCUGACCGAUUUCUGUUAAUGGGAAACUUUCAGCAUUAAAGAUAACUUUCUGUGUGAGUUAUUUGGUAAAAUCACUUGAUGACACAUUAUAUUUUCAGGGGCGGGCAGUAGCUCAGUAGUAGACUGCUCAUCUGAUGUGCGGUUGGUCUAGGAUCGAUUCCUGUCGGUGGGUCCAUUGGGUUAUUUCUCGUUUCAACCAGUGCACCACGACUGGUAUAUUAAAGGUUGUGGUAUGUGCUAUCCUAUCUGUGGGAUGGUGCUUCUCAAUUUCUAACAUUAGCUUUCAAAUUAAAAUUUGAGAAGAAGAGAUUGCUUCCCACACAACAAAAUGUAUUUUGAGCUUUGCCAUGGAUCAUGGACUUUUAUCUGAUAAACAGUCUGAAGCUCUGCUUUGUUGACUAUCAGUAAUUAACAUUUACAAUAUAUGGACCUAUAGUAGUUUUUCUUGUAUAUAUUAUAAAACCUUUUUUGUUUCUAACAACCUAAAAUAAUAGCUGUUUACAAAAAUUACCAAACACAAUUUCAUUUCGAGGAUAUAUAAACUUACUAGAAACUAUUUUGUAACCUAUCAUAUGUUGAACUGUUUUGCUGCCCUUGUUGUCUCCUGCUUUGCAUUUCCGUCCAUGUGUUAUAAUUCAUACUUAGUAUUUGUUCUGUAGUUCUGAUAAUUUUUCAAAAUGGAGAGAGAUACAGAGAGAGAGAGAGAGAGAGAGAGAGAGAGAGAGAGAGAGAGAGAGAGAGAGAGAGAGAGAGACUGAGAGAGAGAGAGAGAGAGAGAGACUGAAUGAGAGAGAGAACUUACAUGAAUGAGGUAUCAUGCAGGCAGUACAUCUAUUAUUUCAGAAUGAGAUAAUACAUUUAUUACAGUUGUACAUAUUUUUGUCUCUAAAAUUAAGCAUAAUUUUACAUAAAAUUGCUAAAUAUUAUUUUUAUUUUCUUCAGGUAUAAAAUUUCUUUGCUCAUAAAUUAAAAUGUAAAGCUGAAAAAUUUUCAUUUCAAAAUUAUGACAGGAAUAUGUUCUUUUGAAUUUGUGCAAUGAUGCCAAAUAUUGGUGAAUAAAUCAUGUAUUCAUGUACCUGUAUGUCUGUAUCAUAGCUUAAUAGCUAGAUAUAUGUGUUUCAUAUAUAAUGUGUUACAUGUCUUUUCUUAUAAUCUUUAUUGCUUAUUAUGAACGAUGGAAUAAUGAAGUACCUGUAUAUAACUUGCCACAAGAAAUUGAAAAUAAAUGCUUCUUUAGAGGACUAAAUAUCAAGGCAAGAAAAUGUAAUUAAUAUGUAGUCCUAUUGGUUACACAAAUUAUAUUGGCAAAGUGAAUACAGUUAUGAUGAUCCUGAACAGAUGAAGCUUUUAAUGUGAGAAUGUGACGGUUGACCAUGUGACUGAUUGGCAGUUCGCAUGGAUUUAAACUUGGGUAACCCACAAGCGAAUAUAAAGAAAAUUUUCAUGAAAUAUUGUGCCCUGCAAUGGCUAAAAAGUCACGAAUGCUCCUUAAUAUUAUAUAUAAUAACAGGUCUUCCUAGACUAUGAUUUCACUGACUGUGUGACUGAUGUCUUUUGGAACAGUUAACAGACGUGACAGUCUGCAUGUUAUUUACAAUGGCUCUGACCACAUGCUUUAUAGCUCGCACAUUUACUCAUCUGUAGAGAGAAAACAAUGAACUCCAGUGUUGAGGUUCAAAUUCACUUUUAAAUCAUGUAACAUUUACUGUGUUUACAUGACAUUAAUAUAAUCUCACUUUCACUGUUGUAUUUUCAGUUGUGAAAUAGGUUAAAUUAUUUAUUUUAAAUAUUUUACGUGCUGUUAAGUUAUCAACAUUUUCAUGAGUCUACAAACCCAAAAUGAAACUAGGGAAGAGGGGUUAACUCCAGCAUGUAUGCUUUUAAAAUUCACACAAUCAGUAUUUUGUUGGAUGUACUGGUAGUACCAAAAACAAGUACUGAUACAGUGUGUGUUUAUGAAACACUGGUAAACAACCCUUUAUAAAACAGUUUUUUAUGCUAUCAUCUUGAUACUAGUAAACUGAUUUAACUUCUUAAUCAAUGUGAGAUUCAAACUUCCAGUACAGCUUUGUAUUUAUUUGCAUCUUUGUUUAUUUGCUGUUGGCUGUGACCAAAUAUUUAUGACCUAAUUUAGUCAUUUUCUUUUUAAAAAACAUGUGUUCAUGUUAAUUUUGUUUCUUUUGAAGACAGUUUACUUCAUUGAUUUUUCAACACAGCUUUUUUAUUUAGUUUGAUAGUUUGGGUGGAAUGUAUUCAAAUAUGGUUGUUUAGAUUGUUUUGUGUUACAAUCAUUUGAGAUCUUGGCAACAUACAUAAGACUCCAUAACCUCUUGUUUACAUUCUUUGUCUUUUUAAGAUUUUAAUACAACCGUAUAUUUUAUCGACUCAAAAUGGUCAUCUCUGGUAAGCUGGCAUCACUGUUUUAAGAUUCUGUUUUACUGUUCACCCCAAAUCAUCUACCAUAAUAUAUAUUAACCUGUAAUAAGCUACCACCUUUGUUAAGAUGGCAAGUUUUGUUUUAUCAUAGAUGGCUGCUUAGCACAGAUUUGGCUGCUUUGUUGAUCUCUUACUGUUGAUACAUUGGGAAUAAUCUUGUCUGAUUUUCUUUUGUCGUUCAUAUGAUUCAGCAAUGUCUUGGCAGUAGACUUAAAACUUAAACUCUAUUUAUGUGCCUAAAUCCUUUCACGGUUCAGUCACCUUGGCAGUAACACAUUCUACAUUCUGAAGUUCAUCCAUUGUUGACCAUGACAUUGUUUCUGAUAAUUAUUUGUUAAGUAUUCAUAGACUGAGAUAGAUCCUGAAAGAGAAAAAGCUUAUCUUAAUGAGUAUUUUAAAAACAUUUUUCUUCUUAUGUGCCAUACUUUUUUUUGGACUUUUUUUUGUGCAAAGAUAAAGCUUGCUAAUCAAGUUGAAAGUAUAUUUCAUUGUUGUUAACAAAUGUGUGAAUUAGUCAUUAGGCAAGGUAGCAAUAAACUGAUACAAUUAUUUGUUGCUUAUUGAAUCACAUUUAUAACAGUUUAGUUUUGUUUGUGUCCAACAGCAUUUUUUUUCUUGCAGCAUCAAUUUACUAGUAAUUGCUGUGAUUCUCAUAAUCAUUUGUUCAUUUUAUCAUUAUCAUUUCACACUAUCACAAUAGAAGUGUAACUAGUGAUACAGGUAUACAUAAGUGUGAUACGAUAGAUAUCCCAAGUCAUACAACAAUAUGAUCGCAAUGUCUAAAAACACAAGAGUCUGGUCUCAGUUAUUAGGCAGUAUAAUCAUCUUUUUACCAUUACAUUACAGUUUACCUAUAACAUCUUGCUUAAAGGUUAACUUUAUAAUAAAAUUAUUAACUAUGAGCUGUCUGGUUUAAAUCUAUUUUACUGUAUACUUUGUGUUCCCAGUAACAAGUAAAAAGUGCUAUUCCAACUUCUGCUUCCUCGUAAGCAUAACAAAUUGUCUUACAAAAUACCUAUGAUAAACUUUAUUAAAAAAACAAGGUUGACAUCUUUAUUAAUUAUAUAACGUCAUUUGUGUUUGUUUUCGGUAUGUCAUUACCAUUGGUGUGUGUGUGUGUGGGGGGGGGGGGGGGAUUCUCCCAAAUUAUUAAAGUUGUCUUUCCUUUUAGCCUAAAAGCAAUUUUAAUGCAGAAUUUACAAAUUUGUUUUAUUGAUUUGAAAUAGUCUUUAUUGGAAAUGAAAACUUACAUGUACUUGCUGUCAUCUCCUGGUUUUUGUUUUACUAGAGUUAACUUUUAAGUUAUUAAUCCUAUAGAACCCACACCCACACAUUGGAGUACAUUAAAAAUACAAGGCUUUCAUAACCACUUACUUUGGUGAUAACUGACACAUUUUUGUCAAAAUUCAGUGAUAUUUACCCCUGGAGAUCAGUAGAUUUUAGAUGUCUCAAUGUGCAUGAUGGAGCUUGAAACAAUUUCUAUCUGCCGUGAAGCACAGCUGCACAUCACAUUUUCCACACAGUGUGUGCACAACGUGCAUCGUCCUCUUUUUUCAGCUUUGCAUGGCCAAUUUGAAUAGCCAUCUUUUCUUACAUCAUCAGGGGGACUAGUACAAAUGUUUUUUCGGGGGGGGGGGGGGGGGCAUAGGUGAUGCAAUCGGGCUGCAUGAUGGACGGCCCUUUUUCUGGGCAGCAUUUAGUAGCAGUAGACUGGAUGCAAUCUCUGCCUGAAAUGUUAGUUGUUUCUUUGACUUGUUUCAUGCUGACGUUUGCCAGAAGAGAUACAUGUACCAUCAACGUGACUUAAUGUGAUGUAUAUCUUCCAACACAGCCAUCAAUCAAGUCUAUUCCUCCCAUAUAUUUUUUUAUUCUUUGAUGACGAAUGGUCUUUUGAUAUCAACAAAUAGCUUUUCAGCCUUGUUCCACGGCUUCACAGAAUCUGUCGCUUCUUCUGCAGCAUACGAUGAUACAAGAAUUACUGAUUUGUUGUUAUACCACUUGACAAUAACCAGACUUUUUUUUCCUAUUUCAACAUGCCAAUUGCUUGUACCUCUUCCCAUUUUGGCAAGGUCUUUUUCUGUCACUGGAGAAAGCCUGCUAGAUGAUUUGACCGAAGUGUUGCCACAUACAAUAUUCCAUCUUGCAGUAGCUUUAAUAUCAAUCUUGCAGAGCUGAAGAGGUUAUCUGCAAACACUUUGUAAUUCUCAUUUUUAGGCAGUGUCUCACACAAUUUCAUAAUAACAUCUCCUCCCAUGCCUAAUUCGGUUUCCUACCCUUUGCCACCUUGAAACACAUCAAAAUCACACAGCAGCCCAGUGACUGUAGAACAAGCCCAGAUCUUCAAACCCCAUGGAUGAGGCUUAUUUUUCACAUAUUGCCUGAUUGGGCAGCAUUUUCCUCUGAAAGGUAUCAUCUGCUCAUCAACAGAGUUAUGCUCCUCUGGUGGUAUUAGGAGGCACUGAGCUUGAAACAUAUUUAGCCAGGGGCGAAUUUUUCACAGUUUAUCAGAUUUGUCAUUGUCUCUUACAGAUAGCUUGUCCAGAAAGUGUAAUGAACACAGCAGUGCUUGAAAUCUGUGAUUGAGAAAGUGUUCAACCCAUUGGGUAGUUCGACCUAACCAUUUAGUCAAAAUCGUGUAACUGUAACUCGGGAUUUUGGUUUUUGUUUGACUAUUGCACUGUAUUCGACCCUUCCGAGUUCGACUCAUUGAGAUUCUACUGUAUAUUAAAAUAUUCACAUUUUUAAAAUGGUUGUUCAAUAUGUUUUAGUCAUUAACAGCAUUACUUUAAAAAUAUGCUGAGGUAUCAUUACAUAAUUAUUCCUUUUUUGUUUUGUCGGUCGUGAUCUCAAGCAUUGUUAGACAAAUGCUUUAUCCGGAAGUGUUCUUUAAGAUAAUUCAGAGCAAAGCAUGCAUCAUAUUCACUCGUUAAUCUUUGAUAACAAUAUACUCUACAGUGGCAGCUUGUUCCUCAUCUCAUAUUCACAUUUCUUAAACACUUGGUGGUGAGAACCGUAUGCAUUAUAGAUGAUAUCACACAGUCACGCAAAUCACAUGUGUUAUUGAUUUAAAGACAUACGAUUGGCAGCAUUGGUUGCUCCUAGGUGAUGCCUCGGUCACUGCAGCUAUACCAUCCAAUGAAAUAAGCACAAUUAAUAUUGUAAUUUCAAAUUUGCUUAAAACCUAGGUUAUGAGGAUAUGUCAGAAAUGUGUCCGUUAGAUAUCAUUUCUUACAACAUGUAUCCAACUAGCUUUUGUUUUUCAGACAUGUUUUGAAACAACUUGUGAGAUAAAUGAUACCGAGUGGCCACUCAUGUAGUAUUCUCUUUAUGUACCAUACCACAUGUAUCAUACUUGGGUAGUAACUGAUAGAUCACAUUGUGCUGGUGAUCAUCACUUCAUGUUUUGAAUUACCAUAGUUUGACACCCAAUAGCUGAUGUAUUUUUCGUGUCGGGGUGUUGUUAAACAUUCAUUCAUUCAUUCAUUACAUUGUGCUGGCUGUCAUUUAGCGUCCCAUUGAAACAACUUUAUUUUUAACUCCAUGACAUGUUCAUGUGUAUUUUUCUUCUUGCUCGUAGAGUUGUGGUGUUUAUUUCUUCUUGUUACCAAAUUCCUUGGUUAUAGUGGUUGACGUGUCUCAUAUGUAUUGGUCAUUUUACAUUAUACUGUGUAUUGGACAUGUUCAUUUUUAAUAGUAAUGUUUUUACAUAAACAAUUAUAUGUAAUAUAUUUUGUGUGUGCAUAAAACAUUCAUUUUCAUAACUAUACAAAUUUCAGUUAAUGAUUUUUUUUUGUUGGUCAAUAGCUUAAUAGUAUAUGGUUUAAAGUUCAGUACUGCUUGUGGGUACAUAUUUCAUAUUUGGACUAAAAGUAGAAUGGGGUGUUUGUAGAUUUCUUUAUCAGUUAAGCUAAAAGUCAAUAUAUACAUGUAUAUGUGACUGACAUAAUUCAACAUAGAUGUAUGGCAUAAUUGUAAUGUUAUAUAUUUUAUAUAUAACUUGUUCCCCCCAUACCAGGGAUUCCUAAUCAUAAAAAAACACAUUCAAAACCAUUAUUAUUGAGCACAAAAGUGCAACUUAAUUUUUUUGCAGCUGAAUAUCUGACAGGUUACAUGAAUCAUUAAACAUGUCAUAAAUCACAAGAUAAGAUAUUUACUUAGAAACUUUUCAGAUUUGUUUUGUAUAAAAAUUGCUUUAUCUACAUAUAUGUGUAUUUUACUAUUAAGCCUCUAGCGGCAAUUCCAAAUUGAGUUGUUCUUUUACCAGGUUUAAUCACAUUCAGCUGAUGUAAAACAUAUUACCAUUGUGAAGAGAAAGAAAAAGAUAAUAUUUGUCAGGUAUUGACUGUUUACAUGGACAACAGAUAUUCGAUUGAACAUAAUUGAGUACACUUGAAAAUCUUGCCAAUUUCAUUGGUAGCUAUACUGUCAGCAAUGUCUGAAACUAUUAUUUCAAAAUCCUUAGUUUUUAUCUGUGAUUUUCAUAAUUAAGACCACUAAGGCAAUGUUUUCUAAGACAAGUUCCUGUCUUUUCUCGUCAUGUUAUAUUUGUCAUCCUUUACUGGAUAUCCUACCUGCUCAGAUAUUCAGUAGGCAGGGAACAUUUCGUUUUUAAAAAUUUGAUUUGCAACAUUUGGUGAUCAGUUGAAAAUUAAGUAAUAACAGUUACUACUAUUUAACAAUUUACAAUAACAGUUACUACUAUUUAACAAUUUACAAUUGUGAAGAGCAAGUCAUGGUGCAAUACUGAACAAAGUGUUCCCUGGUGGUCAAAAUAUUUUGUACAGAAAGAAACCAGGUGACUCAACUAUGGUGAAUUAGCAUAUGCUGUAACAGUACUGUAAGUUUUGAAUAUAUAACAAAUGGGUAUGUGACCACGCAGAACUGGGUAAAUUUACCUUUUACCCAAUGCCAUAAUAAAAUGAAUUUAAUCAAGUUGUAGGAUGAGGGUGGGUCAGACUAGAGGCAGAAGGUUGAAGCCCCAAGAUUUAAGAAUGCUAGAUAAUGGAAAGCUAGAUAAUGGAAACCCAAGAUUUAAGAAUACUAGAUAAUGUUAACCCAAGAUUUAAGAAUACUAGAUAAUGUUAACCCAAGAUUUAAGAAUAGUAGAUAAUGGAAACCCAAGAUUUAAGAAUACUAGAUAAUGUUAACCCAAGAUUUAAGAAUACUAGAUAAUGUUAAACCAAGAUUUAAGAAUAGUAGAUAAUGGAAACCCAAGAUUUAAGAAUACUAGAUAAUGGAAACCCAAGAUUUAAGAAUACUAGAUAAUGUUAACCCAAGAUUUAAGAAUACUAGAUAAUGUUAACCCAAGAUUUAAGAAUAGUAGAUAAUGGAAACCCAAGAUUUAAGAAUAGUAGAUAAUGGAAACCCAAGAUUUAAGAAUGCUAGAUAAUGGAAACCCAAGAUUUAAGAAUGCUAGAUAAUGGAAACCCAAGAUUUAAGAAUGCUAGAUAAUGGAAACCCAAGAUUUAAGAAUACUAGAUAAUGGAAACCCAAGAUUUAAGAAUAGUAGAUAAUGGAAACCCAAUAGUUAAGAAUAGUAGAUAAUGGAAACCCAAGAUUUAAGAAUAGUAGAUAAUGGAAACCCAAGAUUUAAGAAUACUAGAUAAUGUUAACCCAAGAUUUAAGAAUAGUAGAUAAUGGAAACCCAAUAGUUAAGAAUAGUAGAUAAUGGAAACCCAAUAGUUAAGAAUAGUAGAUAAUGGAAACCCAAGAUUUAAGAAUACUAGAUAAUGGAAACCCAAGAUUUAAGAAUACUAGAUAAUGGAAACCCAAGAUUUAAGAAUAGUAGAUAAUGAAAACCCAAGAUUUAAGAAUAGUAGAUAAUGGAAACCCAAGAUUUAAGAAUACUAGAUAAUGGAAACCCAAGAUUUAAGAAUACUAGAUAAUGGAAACCCAAGAUUUAAGAAUAGUAGAUAAUGGAAACCCAAGAUUUAAGAAUACUAGAUAAUGGAAACCCAAGAUUUAAGAAUACUAGAUAAUGGAAACCCAAGAUUUAAGAAUAGUAGAUAAUGGAAACCCAAUAGUUAAGAAUAGUAGAUAAUGGAAACCCAAGAUUUAAGAAUAGUAGAUAAUGGAAACCCAAGAUUUAAGAAUAGUAGAUAAUGUUAACCCAAGAUUUAAGAAUAGUAGAUAAUGGAAACCCAAUAGUUAAGAAUAGUAGAUAAUGGAAACCCAAUAGUUAAGAAUAGUAGAUAAUGGAAACCCAAGAUUUAAGAAUACUAGAUAAUGGAAACCCAAGAUUUAAGAAUACUAGAUAAUGGAAACCCAAGAUUUAAGAAUAGUAGAUAAUGAAAACCCAAGAUUUAAGAAUAGUAGAUAAUGGAAACCCAAGAUUUAAGAAUACUAGAUAAUGGAAACCCAAGAUUUAAGAAUACUAGAUAAUGGAAACCCAAGAUUUAAGAAUACUAGAUAAUGGAAACCCAAGAUUUAAGAAUACUAGAUAAUGGAAACCCAAGAUUUAAGAAUAGUAGAUAAUGGAAACCCAAGAUUUAAGAAUACUAGAUAAUGGAAACCCAAGAUUUAAGAAUACUAGAUAAUGGAAACCCAAGAUUUAAGAAUAGUAGAUAAUGGAAACCCAAUAGUUAAGAAUAGUAGAUAAUGGAAACCCAAGAUUUAAGAAUACUAGAUAAUGGAAACCCAAGAUUUAAGAAUAGUAGAUAAUGUUAACCCAAUAUUUAAGAAUAGUAGUGUUAGAGGAAGACUGACCUAUGUAACUGUUACGAGUCAUAUCAUGAGGUCUCUAAACAUCUCAUCAGGCAGCAUAUUGUUAUUGUUGGCAGCCCGUACUCUGAAACCUGUUUAUUACGAGACUUUGACCUGUGUUUUCUAUAACUGUUAUACACCUGUACAUGUUGUACUCAAGUCUUGCAUGUGGAGAACUAUAAUUAUUCAGUUUGGUGCUUUUCAUUAUUAUUAUUACAUGUGUCGUAGCAUAUCUCGCUCAGUGUCAUCAAAUUUCAUUCUAUUUUACAUAAUAUACCUGUUCGGAAUGCAACUCUGUUGGAUGCAUAAUGUUCUAUGUAAUAAAUGACAAUAAUAAAAUAACUAUGUAGGUGAUGGUAAUGUCGAUAAUAAUAUAUUCAUUGAAUUAGUUUGUGCUGUUCGUCCCCCAGAUCAUGUCAUAGACACAAGGGUAUAGCUCCAAGCGUUAGUCUUGUAGUUGCUAUGCAGGACAUGUAGCUCAUGGUUAGUGCUGGCUGGUGGGUAUUCAAAACAAUACUAUAGACAGUGAAUCUUAACAUUUUAAAAAUGCCCAUGCAAUUUUAUUGUGUGCCAACAUGCAAAACAAAUAGUAGUUUUAGGCAUCUCUAUAUAAUAUAAUCUAGCUUAAUUGACAUGGUCAUACGUAGAAGAUUUCGGAAAUAACAUUGAUCAAAAUCAAGCAUAGAUUUAUGUUUAAUUCUCUUUGGGCUGAAUUUAUGAAAGGUGAUCAUUGUGGGUUUUUAUUUUAGAUGCAUUUAAGUCUUAAACGUGGACAUGUUAGCUAUAUGUUAUACUAUACCAAAUAAAAUCCCAUAGAUGACAAUGUUCAUGUAUAUGGCAGAAAAUACUGUUAUAUGCAAUAUAUCAACCAGAUUAUGACCCAUAAAUAGGAAUACUAAAAACCCUCAUCCAAAAUAUUAACUGAAGAAAGUGAAAACUGUCAUGGUUUAUGUUUUUACAACACCAUAGUUUAGCACCAAAUUGUAGUUCUUAGUUUUACAGGUACCACAUACAUGUUUCAAGCACAAAGUUGUACUGGAUGAAAUAAAAUUGCAUACAUUUUUUAUUUUUUAUUUUUUUACAACAAACACUUUUGCAUUUAUCACCAAUGAUAGAACUGGUAGUAUCAACUGCAUUAUCAAAAGUUGGGUGAAGCUCAAAGUUUGACUUGGCUGGAUGUUAUUGGGUAUGGUGCUACCUAAACAUAUACAUUUAUUAUUCAAUAUAGACUGUUUAGAAAAUUUACUUGUAACUAAAGAAUAAAUUCCUUUCAUAUAUUCAGCCCUUAAUAUUUGAUGAGGUACCAUUCUUCCCCUAAAUUUAUAUCAGUUAACAUAAUAAGACUGUAUGAAGUGCAAUUUUUAAACUGCUCAUAGUCGCCUUUUCAUACUGUUAGUAUUAUUGAAUCAUGUUGCAUGUUUGAAUAUAUGAUGAAAUAUCAAAUAUCGUUUGAGCAUAACUAUAUAAUUGAUGGACGAUUCCAUUUUCAUUUAUUUGUAUGUGUUCAUGACCAAACCUGUCAUUAGAAUACAGGUGACCUUGUACUUUGUUAACCUGUUAGUACCCCAUAUCAGGCAGCAUGAUGCUAUUGUAAUACAUAUACUAUAUAUUCACAUAAACCAGAUUUUAUUCAAAACUUAAACAUUGUCAUUGUUUGACAUUCGGGUUUGAAAAUAAGUCCUUAAUUAAGCAUAAAAAUUUGCAGUACAAAAAACUUUCUCUAUUUCAAACUACACUGACACUGUUGAAGCACAUCUUAAUGUGGCAUGCAUGUAUUAAAUAUAUUUACGUGUAUCUAAGGAACUUUAUUUUGUCCACCCCCACUUCUUGAAAUGUUUGUUUUAUAAAACGUUGACAAAAGACCAUGCCAUUUGGUUCAUUUGGUCACAAACUGACAUAUUUACCAAAAAAACCAAUAUGCAAAUUCUAUCCAUAAAUGUCCUCUCUUUUUUUUGAUGAAGGGGGAGUAGACUCGCCUUUAUAGAGUAAUAAAAACGAGAUAUAGGUACUGGUAUUAAUUUUUAGGUGGAAUCUAAUUGUGCAUUGCAGUGUAAGAGGUAGCAAGGUGGGUGUAGUGCCAAGUCUGUAUUUCCUAACUAUAGCCCUUUUUCAAAAAUACUGUGUGCAUUUAUAUGUACAUGACAUUGUAGUCUAUGAUUGUAUGUAUAUAUAUAUAUAUAGAUGUAUGAAUGUUUCUCUGUGUGUGUGUGUGUGUGUGUGUGUGUGUGAGAGUGAGAGUGAGAGUGAGCGAGUGUUAUAUGGUGUACAUGACAGUUAUCAUAUGAUAUACAUACAACAGUGGACUGAAUAUGCCUUAUUAAAAAUUAUUCUUCUGUCAACAAUUUACACAAAUGUCUCUUGACAAUAUAAUUCUUGCCACAUCCCCAUGUAUGGAUAGAAGUCAGCUAUGGCCCUGUUAGAGAUUAUAAAAUGAGCAUGUACAAGCUAUUUGUUUUUUAAAUCAUUAUAAUUAUCUCCUAUGGUUUUUUUUUUUUUUUUUUUAUAAAUGCAGGUCUAAACUCGCUGCAUUUUGGUUUUUCUUUCAUGAAUGUUAUAGAUUUGGAUCAAAAUUUUGCAAAUGCCUUUUGCUUUAUACCAAAGAAAUGUUAUUCCAGUUUUACCCAAAGUAAUCAUCAUCUACAAAUUCAUUUUUUGUUUGUGUGUAUAUUCAAAAAUGAAACAAAUAAAACCAUUUCUAUAACUAUUUCAACUAUUUUCUCUAUUGUUUUUAUCAGUGCUACAAAGUAAUGACCAUAUGAUUAAAUUACAAACAAAAUGGCUGAGUAGAUUGAUAUUUAGUAGUGUUCAGAUAUGUAGCUACAUUGUUAUAACAUAUUUUCACACUUAAUGCUUAUAUUUUGUUGACUUGUUGAUGUGAUUACUUAUGUGUUCAGUUUUUGUAUACUAAUAUGUUUGCAUAACUAUGGAUUACACAAUUUUGUAUCAGUAGUUAUAUAAUGGUGGUCAAAAUAUAUCAUAGCAAUUAAAUUGCUAAACUGUUUUGGUGGUGUUUUGUUUUUACCUAAAAAAUUAAAGCACAAUUAAAGCUGUAAUAUCAAA